Molecule: messenger RNA, 2523 nt
Organism: Sphaeroforma arctica JP610
Lineage: Eukaryota; Ichthyosporea; Ichthyophonida
Exons: 8
Coding region: 230-1795 (521 amino acids)
Cellular component (GO): mitochondrion
Molecular function (GO): metal ion binding
Source: RefSeq, a predicted model, not a curated record
UAUUAAACGAAGGGCGUGUAAGUGAUUGUAUAGCUUAAAUAUACGAUUCAAUAAUAGGCAAGCAAGUAGUACAGGUUGGCUUGUGUCUCUGUAGACAAGUCUGCAUAUCACUUACGAAGAAAGUGUACAUACACAACCACAACAAUAUACGUGUGAGCUCUUAUCGCAUUCGUUUAUCUCGUCCGAUUAAACCGCACGCAUCUAGACACCCUCACAGCCUACCGCCGAGAUGUCCUCAGCCCUUCGCAGUCGUAUACUGCAGCCGCUGGCAGUGCAAUGCCACGCACUCGCCUCAGCAAUCGCACGUCCCCAUACACAUCACAGUAGACACACAAUCAGUUCAUCACCUGCACUACUCAGCCCAUUCAAACGUACCCUAAGCACCUUGUUCACAUCCGAUCGCACAGUCGAGAGUGUGUCUGGCGAGCCAGAGAAAGUGUCUCUGAGCAAGCCGUUGAGGGGGUUCGAGAAUCCCAAGUAUGCUGUGGUUGAUCUCAGCAGACCCCCAACCACCCAGAUUACACAGUUAGACAAUGGGUUAGCCGUGGCUAGUGAAGACUCACCGGGAGCCUUUGCGGUCGUGGGGGUGUCUAUGGAGGCGGGUACAAGGUUCGAGGAGAAGGACGCUACCGGCAUAUUCCACUUUCUGGAUCGAAUGGCGUAUAAGAGUACUGUCAACCAUAGCCAGCGUGAGCUGGUUGCUGAACUGGAGAAGCUCGGUGGCAGUGCCUUCUGCCAAGGCUCGAGAGACUGCAUGGUGUACUACAUGUGUGUGUUCAACAAGGACGUGGAUCGGGCUAUGGAAUUGUUGGCGGAGAGUGUGUUGAACCCUGCUUUGGCCCAGAGCGAGAUAGAGGAACAGAGACAGCUGGUGCUGUUUGAGAAGGAGGAUAUGCUGCAACGGCCCGAAAUCGCAGUCACAGAGCUGAUGUACGAAGCCGCUUACUCACAGUCAAGUAUGGGACAACCACUGAUCUGCCCAGACGACACCAUCAACGCAAUGACUCCCGAACUACUGCACAAGUACCACAAGCAGUACUACAUCGCUCCCAGGAUGGUGGUAGCGGCCGCCGGCGUUCCGCACGAGAAACUGCUGUCACUGACCAAGCAGCACUUUGCCAACGUACCCAGUGCACCCGCCACACCUCUGCCCGAGUUUGCGCCUCAGACGUACGUAGGCGGGGCUUUGCAGAAGCACAGCGCCGAUCUCAAGCACGCAAACGUUAUCCUGGCGUAUGAGGGCCUUCCCUGGGACCAUGACGAUAUAUAUGCACUGUGUACGCUGCAGAUGCUGAUGGGUGGGGGUGCCUCGUUCAGUGCGGGUGGGCCGGGCAAGGGCAUGCACUCUAGGCUUAUGACCAGGGUGCUAAACCGGUACUACUGGAUUGAGAGCUGUAUGGCGCAACUCACCAGCCACAAGGACACAGGCUUGUUCUACAUGCACGGCACCUGCGACGACGAGAAUGUGCACAACCUCAUGCGGGUGAUGGAAGAAGAGUUCGAAGGCAUGGCCAGCGCUGUCACAGAUACCGAACUGUCGCGUGCGCAGAAUCAGCUGAAGUCGCAUCUGCUCAUGAAUUUAGAGUCGAGAGUGGUCCAAUUCGAUGACAUCAGCAAACAGAUCUUAACCACCGGCAAACGCAUCCAGCCGCUGGAGCUCUGCCGGCACAUCGAUCUGGUAACGAAGGAAGAUCUCGGGCGAGUGGCUCGCCGAAUGCUAGCAGGAAAGCCCACUUCCGCCAUUUAUGGUAAUCUGGACAAGAUGAGCCCCAGUGUUGUCGCCCAGACAUUUUAGGAUGAACAUUCAAUACGUUCGGAGAAGUGCAGAUGGAGUGCAGAUCAAUGCGAGACCAUGAAAGUGUGACGGGUGAAUGGUUGCCUUAUUGGCAGCAGAGGAUGGAUAGUCCUGUGUACUACUGUAGCUCUCGUUAUUAGCCUCUCUCUCGUCUCAGCGUUCGACACCUCGUGAUCACUACAGCGCCGACACUAUUGUGUUGAAGUUCGUUUAUAUAGCGACUUGAAACGUGGACAAUGUAGUACUGAAUACAGAAUCAUGUUGGUCCUCUCACUGCGGGUGUUAGGAACCAUAGCGGUUUUCUCGAGUUGGCGUGGUGUGACCUGCGAGAAAAUACGGUUUCCGAACCUGCCACUGAGUGGAGUAUGCUCAGGCUGUUAGCGCUAGAGAGCAUGCCUGCAUCGUAAUCGCAUUAAGAGACGGUUGAUCGUAGGCGCUGUAUAUGUCGUGAAUUGUACCACAAAGGAGCACUGUACUACCGCAACAUCAUUUGGGCUAAUAUUAUUCAGUAUGACAGAAUGAUCACUGGAUCUUCCGUAUGCGCGACAGCUGGAGCCUUUGUUGACGCCAAGUUGUCAGGGGAGUGACGAGGUGGGUGCAUGACAUCGACACGACCAGCACAGGCUACUGCGCUUUGGAGAGCGGCUACUUCAAAUUUCUAGUAAAAAGCUACACCAGAGAUCAGGCAAUAGUUCUGGGUUGGGCAGUAUUCUGUGAAUAUAAAUAGG